AUGGAAAGAGGGAGAGGAGAAGGAGGAGGAAGGAACCUGGGAGGCUCUGGCCUGCACAGGAACAUUUAUUCCCAGUCCCAACAGCAGUACCACUACCCGGCCUCCUCCCAGGGGAGCUGCAUGGAGAUCCAGGAGCUGGCCUCCAAGAGGGUGGACAUCCAGAAGAAGCGGUUUUAUCUGGAUGUGAAACAGAGCUCCCGCGGCCGCUUCCUGAAGAUCGCCGAGGUCUGGAUAGGAAGGGGCAGGCAGGACAACAUCAGGAAGAGCAAGCUGACCCUCUCCUUGUCCGUGGCUGCCGAGCUGAAGGACUGCCUGGGGGACUUCAUCGAGCACUAUGCCCACCUGGGCCUGAAGGGCGGCCAUGGCCACCGGCACGAGCACAGCAAUGACAAGGAGCAGCAUUCCCGAAGGCGGCCACAGCACCCGCCGCCUUCGCCCCCGGCCUCCGUGGGCUCCGAAGAGCCCCCUCACAGCGUCCUCAAAACGGAGUACAUCGAGAGGGACAACAGGAAGUACUACCUGGACCUGAAGGAGAACCAGCGUGGGCGCUUCUUGCGGAUUAGGCAGACCAUGAGCAGGGGACCUGGCAUGAUGGGUUACUUUGGCCACAGCUUGGGACAGGAGCAGACGAUCGUCCUGCCGGCGCAAGGGAUGAUCGAGUUCAGGGAUGCUUUGGUCCAGCUGAUUGAAGAAUACGGCGAGGGGGACAUAGAGGAUCGCCGGGGGGGAGGUGACGAGCCCCCGGAGCUCCCCGAGGGCACCUCCUUCCGGGUGGACAACAAGCGCUUCUACUUCGACGUGGGAUCCAACAGGUACGGCAUCUUCCUGAAGGUAAGUGAGGUGAGGCCGCCCUACCGUAACACCAUCACAGUUCCGUACAAAGCGUGGACACGGUUCGGGGAAAAUUUUAUCAAGUACGAAGAAGAGAUGAGGAGAAUUUACAACAGCCAUAAAGAGAAAAGAAUGGAUGCCAGAGGGGACAGUGGUGAAGAGCAAGAGGGUCUGGAAUAGAGUGCAUUGGACAAUUAACCAAACAAAGCAAGCAGAAAUUGGUGAGAGGGACUGACCUAUAGUAAUUCCAAGUUACCCCAGUUUUUUGUAAAGCCCUUUUCUGGUAGUUCUUGUUAACUCCAGUACAUAAUGUUCUAGGAGGCUGGUUAUCACGUUAAACUAUGCCCAAAACAUCUCCGUGUGUCUUAGGAAAGGACCAACCUCCAGAGUCCGUAUGAGUCAGCUGCUUCGAGUGUUGGAGACUGGAAGUACGAGUAUCAGCACAAACAAAAUCCGGCACCCUGACCUUUAAAUAGUCUAGAAAAGGCUUGUGUUGCACUUAAACACGAUACAAAAGUUCCCCCACCCUGAACCUUAUGAUGAAAUGUAUCAGUUUCUGCUUAUCACGAGUUUUUCAGGACUGGCUUCUGCCCGUGCUCGGUCCAAAGGCCGAGCAGCAUUGCCGUAGAGCACUUAUGGCAAAAAUCAGCUCCACGUGAAUCUCUGGUCUGUGUGUGAGGAGGGAGGGAGGUUUUAAAGUUGGCAUCUCCUGGUUAUUGAGUUGGAAACAAUAGUCUGUUCAUGGGUAAAACCUCAAUAACCGGUCAGACCUCGGUCACGUGCCGGUGAAGGGCGGAAGAUCUCUCAUUCAUUCCCUAGUUUUGUGCUCACCAGAUAACCUGAGUAUCCCAGGACAGCGGAGUGCUCAGCCUUCUGAAUUAAUGGCAGUGAAUAAUAACCCACUCCUCCUCUCCGUGUUCUGCCCGUUAGAGGCUGGUGAUCUUUUUAUUUUCUUUAUUUUUAACGCAUUUUGUCCAACAUUUCAGAAGGUAUUUUUGUAUUAGGCGUUCCAGCAGGCGACUGUGGAGCGGGUGUUGGGAAGUGGAAGGAAUGCCGCGUCCGAGGCUCCUGCCUUCUCUCCCAGAUUAAGGCAGUUCAGGAUGUUGCCUGUGCGAGGAAAGCAUUUGGGUGUUUUCCUCCUCCUGCCACGAGGAAGACCUUUGGGGUGCUGGGUGCACCACUGGGUUCGUGUAGAAAGGCAUCUCUUUCAUGCUCCCCCGUGGCGCGUUUCGGAAGCUGUGGUGGACGCCCCGUUGGGUUUUCUGUUGUGUUGAUUGUGGGUGGUGCUGGGGAGACA
Sturnus vulgaris (Common starling) is the source of this 2128-nucleotide messenger RNA. NCBI's taxonomy places the organism in Eukaryota, Metazoa, Chordata, Aves, Passeriformes, Sturnidae. The record is from RefSeq and is a predicted model, not a curated record.